AUGAAGGAGAUAAUCUUAUUGCUGCUCCUAUUGCACUUACAGAGUGGCAGCAUUGGAUUUAAUACUCCAGGAAAUCUCUGGACCACAGGCCAGGGUGGUGAAACCCAGACAAGCCACUCAGACUUGACUCCAUCUCUGACCACAACUGUGGGGUCAUCCCAUUCUGAGAUCCAAGCUGCCGAAGCGAGUGCCUCACAGGGACCUCCUUUUGCAUCUUCAGGCAAGACUCUGGGAAUGAAAGCAGUGAAGAAAACCUCCAAUCCUACAACCACUACCCCUGCAAGCCAGUCAAAUGGACACAGUGAAGGUAACUCUGACAAAGAUAAGAUGGGAAGCUCAUCUAGCAGCAAAGGGACAUCUCUACAGAGCAAUGCUAGACAGGUCCCUCUCCAGCAAGAGGUCACUGCAAGCCGGGAUACAGCUACAGGGAACAGAUCUCUCAAGCAGUCAUCCCACAGCACUGGUAUCACCAGCACCCAGCAGGAUGCCAACUCCAAAGCAUCCAGCUUUGAAACUACCAGGGGAAAAAACUGGUGUGCUUAUGUCCAUACCAGACUCUUACCUACAGUGGUAGUGGACAACCUGGAAACCUUCUCAUCAGGCAGAGCGAAGCCUUGCACUUGGCGUAUUGGAUCCUGUGCUCAGAGGUCCCAGACAACAACACACCAGGCCUACAGAAUCAAACAUAAAAUAGUAACAUCGCUGGAGUGGAAGUGCUGUCCUGGGUACAGUGGGCAAAACUGCCAACCCAAAGCUCAAGAACAACAAUCACUUAUACACAGCAACCAGGCUGAAAGCAGCAGAACUGUCAGUGAGAGGACACCAGGAGCUCCUCAGGACCCCAGUGGGCCAGCACUUACACAAAAAAUGAAUGAGAAGAUUAGCAGCCAGGAGAUGAAACUGACUUUUCUACAGAAGAAUGUUGACAGCAUUGCUGCUGCAAUGAAUGAUGUGAGCAAGAUGCUUUCUUCUCUAGAAGGCAAAAUCAAUGAAGAUAAGGGCAGAAACUUCCAGUCUUUUCUAAAAGGUCUCAAAUCCAGAAGUAUUAAUGAAUUAGUCAAAGACAUUGUCAGAGAACAUUUUAAAGUUUUUCAAGGUGAAAUGCAAGAGAGCAUGGCUCAAAUUUUCAAGACUGUGUCUAGUUUGUCAGAUGAUCUUGAAAAUACAAAAGAAUUAGUCAAGCAUCUGAAUGAAACCCAACAAAAAUUAGCUGAGGAGAAAGACAGUGGGCCAACAAAUCUUGACAUUCUGGAGCUAAAGAGUCAUAUGGUGCAGAUGAAAGAGGAAAUGACCCUCACUUGUGACAAGCCUAUGAAAGCUUUACAGGAAAAGCAGAAAUCCUUGGAAGAUAACUUGGAGCAUCAACAGUCAAGAAGUGUCGUUUAUUAUGAAUCUUUAAAUAGGACUCUUAGUGAAAUGAAAGAUGCUCAUGAACAACUGUUAUCAGCUGAACAGUCUUUAAGCCAAAACAUACCGUCAGCAGAUAAAGUCAUGGAGUACAAUGUUACACAGUACAUGUUCACACUGCAUGAGAAAGUAAAGAAACAAGGCAUGAUGGUGCUGCAGAUCUAUGAUGACUUAAGAGUCCAAGAUAGCAAGAUCAGCAAUCUCAGUGUUGCACUGGAAAUUCAGAGAGACUCUGUUCUGGGGGUCUGUGAUGACAUGUUGUCAGAGAGCAGAAGGGAUUUCCAAACACAGCUGGCAGCAACCCAAGAGAAUGUGCUUGUCCUAAACAAAAGUCUCUCUGACCUGGUCCUUCCAUUGGACAAUAAGAUGGACAAAAUGAAUGAGCAAAUUAAUGAUUUGUGCUAUGAUAUGGAGAUCCUGCAACCCUUGAUUGAACAAGGGGUACCUUUUAGUCUGACUUCAGAGUAUGAGCAACAACUCCAAGCUGAAGGAAUCAAUGAGAAGCUUGAAAACCUCACUACUGCCAUUAACAGAAUGAGUUCUGCAAUUAAGGAGCUUUCCAAAGCUCAGGAAGGACUUAAAAAUGAAUCUCAGGCUUAUCAGGAACUGUUUGAGAGUCGUGUUAAGGAAUGCUCCAUGGAAAUAGAAGAUGGAUUAAACAAGACCAUGAUAGUAAUAAACAGUGCUAUUGAUUCUAUCCAAGAUAACUAUGCACAGAAAGAUAUGCUACACGCUCUAAGAAGUGAGACUGAAGUCUGCUGUGGCAGAGCUGAGAAACUGGACAGCCUCCUGGCUUUCAUUCCCCAGUUCCAACAGUUGAAUGAAUCCCUCCGGACACUGCUCAUUGGCAAGACGUAUGAGUUCACUUCACAAGUAGCACCAUCCCUUUCUGAUCUUCCAUACAAGGAGUCUGACAAAAGUAUCCUCCACAAUUUCAGAAGAGUUUUCUAUAUUUUAAAUGAUACGUCGUCAAAAGUGGACAAUCAACAACAAGAUAUCAGCCGCCUGGAAGAAAAACUAUUUGACUCUGUGGAGGAAUCAAAGGACCAUGAGGUUCGCCUUCUGAAUGUGGAGUCAAAAAUUUCCAAGUUUUUGACGAACAACUGUGUCUCACUGAAAAAAACCAAAGCUGCCUCAACAGAGAAAGAACAAGUUGUCUCACUUCAGCUCCAGACACUGAGUUCCAGGAUCAAGGCCCUGGAAGCCAAGUCGAUCCGCUUCUCAAACAGCAUUCCACUUCUGAACAAGACUGCUCAUGAGGCCUGGGGGCUGUGUCAGGAUACCAACAGCAGCAUCCAAAAAGUGAAUGCGAGUAUACCUGUGCUAAUUAAACUUGCUCAGCCAGAUAUCCCCCUGCUGCAGAGAGGCCUCAAAGAGCUCAUUGAAUCUGUGCUUGAAAUAAAAGCAGGAACUAUCUUGACAAAUUUAACCCAGCAUGUUGACAUAUUGGUGGCAAAUGCAAUGAACAACAUCACCAAAUUUCAGAAGCAGGUGAAACCAGUUAUAAAGAAACCAGCCCCAAUGAAAAAAGGAGCGGCAAAUGUCACCAUGAGCCUGGCAAGCCGAAGUCAGAGAAAUGCAGAUAAUACUAUAGAUUCAGGGCAGCAUUCAGCUUGCGUCAGUUCCCCGUGCCAGAAUGGAGGAACCUGUAUCAACGACAGACAGAGUUUUAUUUGUGCUUGUCGCCACCCCUUUGGAGGAGUCAACUGCAGUACGAAGCUGGUGAACGACAAUUCUCUGAGUGUCGAUUUUUCAAAAGGAUCAUACAGAUACGCACCUAUGGUGGCUUUUUUUGCCUCUCAUACGUAUGGAAUGACGACUCCAGGACCCAUCAGAUUUAACAAUCUGGAUGUCAACUACGGAGCUUCAUUUGCCCCAGCAACCGGGAAGUUCCAUGUUCCGUAUCUGGGGGUCUACGUUUUUGAAUAUACCAUUGAAUCAUUUAGUCCCCGUGCCUCUGGCUAUCUGGUCAUUGAUGGAAUAGACAAACUCACUUUUCAGGCUGAAAAUAUUAAUAGUAACAAGUAUACCGACAGAGUAAUUACUGGAAAUGCUUUAUUAGAGUUAAAUUAUGGCCAAGAAGUCUGGCUCAGACUGGCAACUGGCUCUAUACCAGCUAAGUAUCCGCCAGUAACUACGUUUAGUGGUUACUUGUUGUAUCGUACCUAAGUCAGUCAUAAUGUAAACAGUUACCAUCAAAUCAAGCAAUCUGCAUGUGAAUUUAUCUUUGCCUUUAAAUAUUUUGUUUCUUCAACAGCAGUAAGUUUCUCAAAGUAACCAAUGUGAUGGCGUUUGAAGUGCUGAUUUUCCAAGAAGUUGCUUGGUUGUAGCUGUGUGCACAUCUACAAAGAGAGUCCACAGGUUGGAGAUGGGGGAAGAAUAAGCAUCUUCCUUAUAUAAACAUGUCUGGGAAGCACAAAUCUAAUUAUGUUCUACAUUUACAUUGCAUAAACAUACUUACACAAGGUUGCUGAAAAUCAGUUCUCAAGACAAAUCAAAGUUGGUUUUGAUUAUUCCUUUACAACCUGAGUGCAUACCAAAGGUGAUGGAUAGAUUUUGAUGACUUACAUGCUGGUUUAUGACUUAGCUCAUUGUAUCAAGUGAUAAUCAUGUGUAUAUAUUAUGUUUGGAAAAAAUGUAUUUCUUUUUCAUUUUGCCUGACAUUAUUCACCACAUACCUUGAUAUGUCAGCGUUUAAUUGAUUCAUGAUUUUUUAUGUAACCAGUAUGAUAACAAACUGUUUUUUUAUCUAGCAAAAAAAAAACCAAGAGGGAAUACUUAAAAGCUGCAUGUUGAUACAUUCAGAUUAGAAAUAAGGAGCUCAUUUUAGCAGUGAAUAUAAUUAGUCAUGGGAAAAACAUUAUAACGGAUUUGGUGGAGUCUCUCUGUUGCUUGAAGCAUUUAAACCACAGCUGGAUUUUCCUUAGGUGAUAUGUUUUUGAGCAAACAUUGUUAUAUUGGCUUCACACAGAUUUUAGCAUGUAAACUUUGGCCGAUAAAGUGCACAAGGUUAAAUGAGAUAAUCAUAGUACUUUCUAAGUUUGAGCUCUAUAAAUGUAUGAUUUUGUUUGUUUCUGCGUUAUAUUCAUUAACUACUGAGGCAAGAUGAAAUAAACUUCAGUCCCCAUAAACCAGAAUGUGAUUUCCAAGCACCAAUCCAAUAAAAAAAAAAUUUUUAGUUCAUGCUAUGACUGCCUGAAAAAAUAAACCCUCAGGUUUGCAUCCUUAUCAGUUGCGAAGUCCUGGGUUGCUGCAGUUUCUUGAUAUCCCAUCGGCUGGUGUGACUGACCAGGUUUGUGUCUGGUUAUUGCCUUUGUUAAUGCUAAUUGAUCAGGUUUUACGUCUCUGUGUGUUUGUUUCCCUCCUUUUCCUUAUCCUCCCAGCUGAAAAAAUAAACUUUCUCACACUCCACAUGUCCUUA
Messenger RNA from Gymnogyps californianus (California condor), 4828 nucleotides. RefSeq names its product multimerin 1 (gene MMRN1). Bases 1 to 3576 code for a protein of 1191 amino acids. Lineage: Eukaryota; Metazoa; Chordata; Aves; Accipitriformes; Cathartidae. The transcript has 8 exons. Gene Ontology annotation, molecular function: calcium ion binding; extracellular matrix constituent conferring elasticity; protein binding. The record is from RefSeq and is a predicted model, not a curated record.